Aspergillus wentii DTO 134E9 is the source of this 444-nucleotide messenger RNA. RefSeq lists its product as uncharacterized. The record is from RefSeq and is a predicted model, not a curated record. The coding region runs from base 205 to 369 and encodes 54 amino acids. Lineage: Eukaryota; Fungi; Ascomycota; Eurotiomycetes; Eurotiales; Aspergillaceae. The transcript is spliced from 2 exons.
CAGAUGUUGAUAGAUAGGAACUUUUCUUUCACGUGCUGAAGCCAAGUUGGCUCUUGAGCGUUGUUUGUCUUGAUUGCAAGUCAAAUAGUACCUGGAUGGGCUGGAGCAGCAGUAGUGGUAGCCCUGAUUCAUCACUGUUACAAGUCUUCGCAGCGAGUACAGAUAAACCUGUUGUUGCUACCGCUAUAGAUCCACAGAGCAGCAAUGCAGGGAGAAUCACUCACCCGGUCACUGAUCAGCUUAAACAUGGUGUUUGACGCUAUCUCGGAAAACGACAUGACCUUGAUGGAUGACCAGCUGAGAUCAAGGGGUUUGAAAUAUUCCUCGGACUUGCUGCAUCUGGGAUAUGCACCCCUGCAGAUGCUGUGAGACACGCAUAUUCUGUUAAGGUACUCGCAUUCCCCGCAGGCCAUUUAAUUUUGAAGGUACGAAUUGCAUCAAGAG